AAAAAAAUAGAGAAAGUAUUAUUCUUUGACGAGAACCAAGAAGCACGCACGAAACCUAAAUACUAAUAUAUGAUGAACUGAAACUCAUCUUAGAGUAAUUGCCGAACCAACUCGACUAAUAUUUUUCAAUAUUGUAAAAAUUAAUAAUUAAUAUUAUAUAACUUUUAAGCAAAUAUCCCAGUCAUGACCUUUAACUAAUUGAAAUCUCAUAAAUAGAUUGAUUCAACUUCAUUUCUGAAUGAUUGCAAUUUGAUCCUCCAAACAUCCACAAUUUUCUGGAAUGGGCAAUUCUCAAGCAUCUUCAACCAACCCACGUUUCGUUUCUGCUUCCAGAUCUUUCUCUCAACAUGAAUUGGAAGAACUCAAAUCAUUAUAUGGGUCACUUGUAUCUCAAUCUCAAAGCAACAAUCAAAUCAUUUCUGCCCCAAUUUUCAAGGCUUAUUUCAAAAUUCCUGGGUCUCUUGGAGAUAGAAUGUUUGAUUUGGUGACCCAAAAACGCCAUGAUCAAAAGCUUACAUUUGAAGAUCUUGUUAUAGCUAAGGGUACUUAUGAGAAAGGGACCAGAGAUGAAAUUGAAGAGUUUAUGUAUCAGUUAUUAGAUGUUUCUGAUGAUGGGAAAGUUGAUAGGUCUGAUUUGCAAGCUGUUUUAGCUGCUAUUCUUGAUGACUUGUUUCCUCUCAAGGAUGACAAGUCCGGGUUGAGAUCACAUGAAUGCAUCAUGGAUGAGAUCUUGAAUGCUGCUACGUUUUCGAAGGAUGAUGGAGGAGGUGAUACAAAAAGUAUGUCAUUUGAGGACUUCAAAGACCUGUGUGCCCAUAUUCCAUCUCUCAGGAGGUACCUCAAAGGGUUGAUGCUGCCACCUGAAUCAGGUAGGAUGGGCUCUCGAGUUCCUAGCCUAUUAUACUCUGAAACUUAUAGUUCCAACCUUAUAUUAAGGCAGGAAUAUGCUUGGCUACUAGGUGGCCUUUUGACCCAGCCAGAGCUAGAGGUGUGGAAACUUCUAUACCAUAGUUCAUAUCACGGUCAGAGUUUCAACACGUUUCUGGGAAAUAUCUCAAACGAUGAAGGUCCAACAAUGUUUAUAGUCAAGGAUACAGAAGGGUACAUAUAUGGAGGUUAUGCUUCCCAACCAUGGGAAAAACACAGUGAUUUUUAUGGAGAUUUGAAGUGCUUUCUGCUUCAGUUACAUCCUAAGGUAUCCAUUUUCAGGCCAACCGGAGCAAAUAACAAUUUACAAUGGUGUGCUUAUAAUUUUACUUCUGAUUCUAUCCCAAACGGAAUUGGUUUCGGAGGGCGAGUCAAUCACUUUGGCUUGUUUAUAUCAGCGAACUUUGAUGCUGGACAAACAUUCGAGUGUACUACAUUCGGGAGCCCUCCUCUCUCAAAGUCCAAUAGGAUAUGCCCGGAAGUAAUUGAAUGUUGGAGUGUUUUUCCGAAGGAAGUGCAACAAAAAGGGAGCAAUGCACUCAAAGGUACGGUGCUGGAAAGGUUCAAAGAAGACCGAAAUAUGCUGAACUUGGUUGGCCUUGCCAAUUCGAGUGAGUAAACAUCCUCAUACCGGGAAUUUUUUCAUCAAUUGGAACAUAUUUACCGGCAGAACCCAUGUCAAUAUGUUCGAUUAAGUGUGAAAAUAUAAACACAGAUCACAGUGUGAAGUCGGGUUUUACGAACUUCCCAUAAUGUUUUUUACAAGGAGAACCCGUUUAUGUUUGGAUAUUUCAUGCAUCAUGCUGUUUCGUGAAAGCGAAGACAAAUUCAUGAUAUUUUGUUUGAUUUAUAAAGAUCUUUUCGAGUGGAUAUUGCGAUAUCGUUAAGUCGUAUCGUCCAAAACUUGCUAUUUUGUAGAAAGCUUUCUUGACUGAAGAUUUUAUUUACUAGGAUGCUUUGAAAUAGCUGUCUUUGAGUUUUGGUAUGGGCUGACUCGCAUCUUUUUCUGCAUGAAAUUAUUAGCUUAAAGUAUUUUUACAUGAAAGAAAUCUGAGUCGAAAUCUUUGAUCUGGCCUUUGAUCCCUGUGGCCUAUAGUGACUCAAUGAGUUUUGCCAUGUCACCUUUUCAUUUUGCUCCGAAAAGUUUCAAAUCAAACCCUUUCUAUGCUCUCUACGGAUCCCAAAAGGAUAUUUGCGUGGAUGAAACCCCUGCCCUUUAUUUAAGCCGAAUUGGCCCAAAACUAUUGCUAUGUUCCUUGCGGAUCAUUAGAGGGAUGUUUGAAAAAUACAACCUCUAAUUCAAGCCAAAUAUAUCCAUAUUACAACUAUUUAAGCGUGAUUAGUUUUAUUCGGGAUUAUUAUUAUUAUAUGGCCAUACAACCUCUAUUUAAGUACGGAUUAGACAACCUUAUAAGAUUUUCGUGACCAUUAAAUGGUGUAUUUGGGGUCUUUUUUUGUUCAUUAGCGUGUGGUAACCCAAUAAGACUUCCAUGUGUCUUCCCACUUCAUCCCAUAAACUCUUGAAAUGUCCCCAAAACAUGAUCAUGGCCUUUAAAAUGAGAUCUCUAGGACUUAUCUCAUGCCUUGGCUCAAACUUAUUCGAAAAUUUUAAUAUCCUUUUUACAUGUCCAAGGAAGAUUUGAAGGAAUAGAACCCUUCUUACUUGAGCCAAAUUGAUCAUACAAACCCUAAUUGGUGUGUCGAUAUCGUUAUAAGGCUUUAAUCGGGUCUGUAAUGACGCAGCAAGACUUCUCACAUUGCCUUCUCACUUCAACAAAAACUUUUUUAGUGCCCUAGAAACAUAAACUACGACAUUUUAAAUGGACCCUCAUGACUUAUUAGACACCCCAGCUUAAA
Messenger RNA from Amaranthus tricolor (Joseph's coat), 2784 nucleotides. RefSeq lists its product as uncharacterized. Bases 281 to 1546 code for a protein of 421 amino acids. NCBI's taxonomy places the organism in Eukaryota, Viridiplantae, Streptophyta, Magnoliopsida, Caryophyllales, Amaranthaceae. The transcript has 8 exons. The record is from RefSeq and is a predicted model, not a curated record. Gene Ontology annotation, molecular function: calcium ion binding.